AUGGACCCCGUCAAUCACUUCGAGACUAUCUCUGCAGGUCCUGAUGCACUCGCUGCACUCCGAAAGCACAUUUCGGCCGGUCUCCUUGCGAGGCUUCCCGAUCUGAGCGACAUGGAGUUCUCAAGACAUAGCAAGCCAUCGUCUAUCGCGAAUUUGCGCUUGGUAGUUGGUACCUACACAGACAGAUCCAUCAAGAAGUGGGGCAACCCUGUGUAUGCGUACCUCAGUCCGAAUGCGAAUUCCUCAAUCGGUCCCAAGUUCAUUAUGGAGGUCGAUGAAAGACACGGAUAUGGAAGACAUGACGUUGUGGAAGUUACAUGGUAUGAGGCCAUAUUUGAGCAGAGGGUCGCAGCCAAACCUCCCUUCAAACAAGCCGCAACAAAAGACGAACUGUAUGCCGUGGUUAAGUACUACUUCCUGUUGGCGGUGGAGGCGGGAGUGGAGAACUUUCACCAUGACUUCAUCCCAUUGAACAGGUCCUUCGUCCAGCACCUGAGCAGCUUAUGCCUGCAUUACGUACCAGAUCUUCGGACACCGACGCAUUCCACUGAGGGAUAUACAUACGAUGAGGAGCCACCCCCACGAUAUCCCACCAAGUUCGAUCGACGGCGUCCCCCGGGUUAUGAGAAAGAGCUGGGUGUAGCAAAGGUCCAUCAGUUUCCGCAGGUCAGCAUCGACGCAUCCGAAUUUGACCCAGGCAAGAGCGACAAUAGCAAUGCAGACGGCGAGUCUGCCAGUCUGCAACAGUCAAGAUAUGAGAAGCAAGCUUCUCGAAUGCCAGACAUCGCAGCCGAGCCAUCUUCGCGCAUCUCAGCUCGACCACGGCGCAAGCCUAUCACAGCCUUCUUAAGCAACUUUCGAUCAGCCCCACCACGUCCCCUCAAUCGGGGCGAAGAAGCUUUAGUUCGCGGCUCGGCUUCCCCGCGCAACGCCAUCUCUUCGUGGUUAAAAACAAUGGCUGAAGAGCUAAACCUGCAUCCAGAUGCUCUACCUCCCAAGGCGCGAUCAGGAAAAAGGCGGGAGUUGAAGACCAACAAAUCCAUGUCGGAUGAAAUCGACUGGCCGCUGCGAGGAUCGUCGCCGCAAAGCUCGGUGUCCUCUGGUUACAAAGACAUGGACCAUUUCUCGAACCGCGACCGGAGCAGCUUGUGGAGUGGUACAGCCAACUCCAUUUACUCGUUCCCGGAUCAACACGCCUCGAAGCCCGCCGGAGACUGCGCGAGGUUGACGCACAUCGCGAUGACAGAGCCACUCCCUGAUAAACAUCGGCAGGAUGUAGAGUGGAGAGCGUUCCGUACUGCGACUGCUUCUCUUCCGGGAGUCGAUAUAGAUCGUCGUGAGCGCCGCACAUCGAGGAAAGCAGAGCGGUCUCGCAACCCGAUCGCCAACUGCCGUUCUAGCUCGACGUUCGGUCGGGCCGUGUCGCCUUCCCUGCUUCAGCGUCAAAAGAAGGUCAUUGACAGUCGCGUUGAAAAGACACUUCAUGAUAUCGAGGAUCACUACAUUCGACUGAAGAAACUUCGCCAGCUUCAAGUAAGUAUCAAGGCGGAGAUAGUAGAAGCGAAGCGCCGUGAAGAGAAGGAAAACCGGUUUGAAGACGAGGAGAUGAUGCACCAGAAGGAGGGGGAGGAGGGCGCUGACGAUAGCAACAAGGUGAGAUUUGAGAAAUGGUCGAAGAGGCAAGAGUAUCCAUACGGGAAGAGAGGCUACUAG
Molecule: messenger RNA, 1713 nt
Organism: Alternaria triticimaculans
Lineage: Eukaryota; Fungi; Ascomycota; Dothideomycetes; Pleosporales; Pleosporaceae
Exons: 1
Coding region: 1-1713 (570 amino acids)
Source: RefSeq, a predicted model, not a curated record